Quercus lobata is the source of this 411-nucleotide messenger RNA. RefSeq lists its product as uncharacterized. The transcript has a single exon. NCBI's taxonomy places the organism in Eukaryota, Viridiplantae, Streptophyta, Magnoliopsida, Fagales, Fagaceae. The record is from RefSeq and is a predicted model, not a curated record. The coding region runs from base 1 to 411 and encodes 136 amino acids.
AUGUCGGUGGGCAGACUCCCUUCUAAAGCUGACGACAGGGAGUCCAAGAGGGCUAACGGGAUGACCACACCCCUAAUCGGAUUCUCAGAUGAGGACAAACUGGGAACCCUCCAAACCCACGACGACGCCCUAGUCGUCACGCUCAAGAUCGGUGGAUACGACGUGAAGAAGGUGCUAGUCAAUCAGGGCAGCAUCGUGAAAGUGAUGUAUCCCGACUUGUACAAGGGGUUGAAGCUGAAACCGGAGGACCUGACAGCAUACGAUUCCCCUUUAGUGAGUUUCAAGGGAAAAAUUGUCACUUCGAAAGGCAUGAUUAGGCUGCCUAUACAAACAGACUUGGACGUGGUGGAGGUGGACUUCAUAGUGGUAGACACAUACUCCCCCUACACCGCCAUCGUAGCUAGACCGUGA